AUGAAGUUUUCUCUACUCUCGUCCUAUCUCGUUGCCAGUAUCACUCAGGUCACUUCUUCGGCCUGGGAGCUUCGAACAAGCUCUGGACAAAUCCACACUGGAACCCUGCCUCAAACCCAAUGUCAAACUAUUUUCAUUCCUCGAGGUGCCCAAAUAAGCUGGAAUGGAUCCAAGGGCGCUGCAACCCUUCAGUUGUUUGACGUGCCAGGAAAAUGUAAUCAAGUCUACCGAAUAGUCAUUGGUGCUGGAGAGAUCAAUGCUUCAAAUGAUAUCUACGCAUAUUUUGUGAAGCCAUGA
This is a messenger RNA of Penicillium verhagenii, 297 nucleotides long. RefSeq lists its product as uncharacterized. The coding region runs from base 1 to 297 and encodes 98 amino acids. Lineage: Eukaryota; Fungi; Ascomycota; Eurotiomycetes; Eurotiales; Aspergillaceae. The record is from RefSeq and is a predicted model, not a curated record. The transcript has a single exon.